This is a messenger RNA of Cryptomeria japonica (Japanese cedar), 1066 nucleotides long. RefSeq names its product gamma-glutamyl peptidase 5. Gene Ontology annotation, cellular component: cytosol. The transcript has 4 exons. Lineage: Eukaryota; Viridiplantae; Streptophyta; Pinopsida; Cupressales; Cupressaceae. The record is from RefSeq and is a predicted model, not a curated record. Bases 223 to 948 code for a protein of 241 amino acids.
ACCAAAACCAAAGUUGAGGGAAAAGCAGUAAUAAAUACACAUGCCCCGCACUUCAUCAAUGGCCAUUUAUAUGCCCUCCAAAUCAUCCUGCUCCUCACGCAGAUGUUCUUCCUUGCUCUUUUCGUUUUUAAUCUCUGACAUUUUUCUCUGGUCUUUUUCAUUUCCACUCUUUCUCCAUUCCUCAGCUCAGCAGAGCGCCUCCAAAAUUUGAAGAAAGCAAGAAUGGGAAGGAGAUUUGGAGUUCUGCUCUGUGCGCCUGAUCAGGACUAUGUAAAUAAGAUGUAUGGAGGGUAUUUUAGUCUGUUUAAGGGGAUUCUGAGCGAGGCUGAAGAAAAGUGGGAUCUGUUUAAGGUUUUAGAAGGGGAAUUUCCGGCCAUGGAAGAGGUUUAUAAGUACGACGGAUUUGUGGUUUCCGGCAGCCGUUUUGACGCGCAUGGAAACGAUGUGUGGAUUUUGGAUCUCUGCCGUUUUCUGCAGACUCUGCAUACAAUGCGGAUCAAAGUUCUCGGAAUUUGCUUUGGUCACCAGAUCUUAUGUCGAGCUUUAGGAGGAAAAAUUGGAAGAGCGGUGAUUGGAUGGGAUAUUGGCUUGAGAAAAAUAACAGUUUCUAAAAGGUUGUCCACCAAACAUUUUGGUUUGGAAAUCCCUUCUAUAAUUAGAGUCCUUGAAUGUCACCAAGAUCAGGUGUAUAAAGUUCCCUUGGGUGCAGAAAUUAUUGCUUCAUCAGAUAAAACAAGCAUUGAGAUGUUUUCCUUUGGUGAUCACAUACUCGGUGUUCAAGGCCAUCCAGAGUAUACCAGUGACAUUUUGCUGAAUUUCAUUGACAAUCUUUUGGACAAAAGUUGUAUACAAGUUAAACUGAGUGAAGAGGCCAAGGCAUCUCUAGCAAAUAGCCAACCUGACAAAGAAAUUUGGGAGAAGAUUUGCAAGUCGUUUCUUAAGUCAUGAUAUUUGCAUCAAUUUAGCCAAACACUUAAAAGUGUUUUAAUUAAAAUGUUCUAAGAAAAUAGUUAAGAAAUGUUCUCUUAUUUAUCUAAUUAUUGAAAUUGUUGUUGUUCUACACUUA